Molecule: messenger RNA, 135 nt
Organism: Peronospora matthiolae
Lineage: Eukaryota; Oomycota; Peronosporomycetes; Peronosporales; Peronosporaceae
Source: the annotation of a GenBank genome assembly
AUGCCGGCUCGCGCCGCUAUCGAGGAUCCAGUCUCCUCGGUCGACGCCCGUGGCAUCGGUCGCCGCAAGUACGAGGCCGCGCGUGCCAUCCGUGACUCAUACUCCGUCGCUCGUCGUAAGCACGAAGCCGCAUGA